AUGGGGAUCAAGCAAAACAUAUUACACGUGGCUAUCCUGGUUCUAUUCCUCUAUGGCAAUCGAGGGUCAUCUGUAGAGGUCACUCUUCAGUUAUUACCGGGUAGUUCCACAAAAGAAACUAUUGACACUCAAAGUGACCGCCUCAAUGCGACCACACCCCGUGUAGUCAUACAGGAAUACCUACCGAAAGAAAAGUGGUCUUUCGAAGAACUAUUGAGGAAGAAGUCGUGGGACGACGGAAAAACCGCAACCCCUCAUUCAGAAGACCCAAACGAGACCAAGGGGCGACAGGAAACUCCCCACAGAAGGCGCCACUAUUGGACGAGAAACAGAAACCAUGGAAACCGCCACACCCAGCAACCAGGUGGUGACGGGCGCCGCCGCCAGUGGACGGUUCCACUCUCCCCGCAGGGGGGACCACUUGACGAGAACAAAAUGACCGUGCUUGAAGAUCGUGACAUUGUGUACAUCAAACCUGAUACGAUGUUGGUUACUGAGGAUGAAUUUACCGAACUAAAGGAGAAAGAAAAUGGUCCAACACGUUUAAACCUCCCGCUCAAAAAUGGUAGCUCCCAGAAUCAAGAUUACACUGCAGUUCCAGACGAUACGAGCUACAAGCAAGCCCUUUAUUCGGACCGUGCUUGUCCCUGCCGGGCCAACGUCACUAAAUGGUGGGUGGAGCAGUACCCGCACCCGCAGACGGACUUCAAGCGGUGUGGGCGGCCCGGGCCCUCCUGGCUCUGCGAUCCCAAUAGGAUACUUACCAAAUCAGAAGCCAACGACAUUGAAAACAUCGUCCUCAACGUUUCGAGCAUAGAAGCAACUCCGUGUCCUCCUAAAGAUGUGAAAGAAUUGGAAGACGAUGAGGAUUCAAAUAACACUGACAACAAGUCUCCUCAAUUCCAUGGGUACCAAAUAGCGGUGGCCCUGGUUUUCGACCUGGAGAAGGAAUACAUGAUCAGAGAAAAUAUGGAAAAUUCAAAGGUGUACACGGCCACCGGAAAGGCAGUCCGAAACAAACUGACCAACAAGAGAGUCCGAGAAGUAGAGAGAGCCAGCAGAGACGACUUGGAGAAAAACCGGACGGCAGAGGCACUCAAGAAAAUCCUUCUAGCCUACAAGGAAUUUCUGGCCGGGCCCAACCAACUCGGGAUCGAGAUUGUGUACUGUAGCGUGACCAUUGUGAUAUUCCUGGGUAUAUCGUCCACGUGUUUCGUGUGGUGGGUGUACAUGGGGAGAGUUCGCCACUACACGUUUCUAGCGGAUAGGCAGCCAGAGCCGUGUUACUACCGAUGCUGUAGACGGGGGAGAAAGAGCGGUUGCUGCGAGGGUGUACGGUGCAGGGAGGCUGAGGGGGAUGGGGGACAAAUGGAGGAGGUCAUACCGAUGGAAGGGGUAGCGGCCGUUCGCAAGACUUACGUAGUGCAUGAAGCUGUUUCUACCGUGUGA
Molecule: messenger RNA, 1449 nt
Organism: Branchiostoma belcheri (Belcher's lancelet)
Lineage: Eukaryota; Metazoa; Chordata; Leptocardii; Amphioxiformes; Branchiostomatidae
Exons: 4
Coding region: 1-1449 (482 amino acids)
Cellular component (GO): acetylcholine-gated channel complex
Source: RefSeq, a predicted model, not a curated record